AUGGAGGAGGUUUCUGGUCAUACAAUCGAUGCUUGCAAGACUGUUAUAGAUAAAUGUGAAAUAUGUCCAAUGUCUAAACAUACUAGAAUUCCGUUUGACAAUAGUGAUACUAGAUCUGAUAGAGCUUUUGCUUUACUGCAUUUGGAUAUAUGGGGUCCCUAUAAUACUCAGACUUUUGAUAGAAACAAGUAUUUUCUUACAGUUGUUGAUGACUUCUCAAGAAUUACUUGGAUUUUUUUGUUAAAGUUCAAGACUGAUGUACUAGUAGUUCUAAAACAACUUUUUCAAUUGGUACUUACUCAAUUUAAUGCCUCAGUUCAAGGAAUUAGAACAGAUAAUGGUGGAGAAUUUUGUAAUGAUCAGAUACAAGCUCUACUUAAAGAUCUAGGAAUUGUGCAUUAUAAAACUUGUGCUUAUACACCUCAACAGAAUGGUGUGGCUGAGAGGAAACACAAGAAUCUACUAGAGGUUGCAAGGGCACUAAGAUUUCAGAGUGGUGUUCCUCUCAAGUUCUGGGUUCAUUGCAUUCUUACUGCAAUAUAUAUCAUCAAUAGACUUCCUUCUAAGAGGACCUUUGGUUGUUUAUGUUAUGGUACCAUUCUGCCUAAAGUUGAUAAGUUUGCUUCUGGAGCAGUGAAAGCAGUUUUCAUUGGAUAUUCCAAUGAAAUUAUGGGUUACAUACUUUUUGCUUAUCAUGAUGUUUUUUCUGAUCCAUAUUAUUCUAUAGCUUCUGAUCCUCAUCCUCCUAUCACUACAUCUCCACUUCCUGAUCCAUUACUACAUGAUCCUGUAGCUCCUGCUUCUACGUCCCCUAAUUCAAUUCAUACCCCAGUCUCUCUUCCUACCAGAAAAUCCACAAGAACUUCUAAUCCUCCUAUAUGGUUGGCUGAUUGGGCAUCAUGCCCCAAUACUAGAAAGUCAGUUUCAGGUUUUUUGGUGAAGCAUGGAAGUUAUUUAAUAUCAUGGAAAUCAAAGAAGCAAAAGGUUUCCAGGAGUUCAGCAGAAGCUAAAUAUAGAAGUAUGGCCAAUGCAAUAUCAGAAGUGGUAUGGAUCACAACAUUGCUAAAGGAAUUGGAAAAUGAAGUCAAUGAACCAGUGAUGAUAUUUAGUGAUAGCAAAGUAGCGUUGAAAAUAGCAGUCAAUCCUUUGUUUCAUGAGAGAACAAAACAUGCAGCUUUACGUGGAACUGAAUGGUGCCAGGACAACUCAAAUUCUUGCAUAAUUUUGGAGAUGGAUAGUCAAAUAGCAGUGAAUAUGAUCAAGGGAUUGACUCCAAUGCCUUGGACUCUAAGGAAAACAGUGAGAAAAAUCCAAAAGAAGAUACAAAAUAUGAAUUGUGAGAUCAUCCAUUACUUCAGGGAGGCAAAUUGUGUAGUUGACACUCUUGCAAGACAUGCCUGA
Messenger RNA from Solanum pennellii, 1401 nucleotides. RefSeq lists its product as uncharacterized. Gene Ontology annotation, molecular function: RNA-DNA hybrid ribonuclease activity; nucleic acid binding. The coding region runs from base 1 to 1401 and encodes 466 amino acids. Gene Ontology annotation, biological process: DNA integration. The record is from RefSeq and is a predicted model, not a curated record. Lineage: Eukaryota; Viridiplantae; Streptophyta; Magnoliopsida; Solanales; Solanaceae. The transcript is spliced from 5 exons.